Messenger RNA from Oikopleura dioica, 3366 nucleotides. The record is from the annotation of a GenBank genome assembly. NCBI's taxonomy places the organism in Eukaryota, Metazoa, Chordata, Appendicularia, Copelata, Oikopleuridae.
AUGAAGCUUUCGCCGAUUUUACUCGCUGCUGGUGCUUCAGCCGAUUGCCCAGAAAUCCUCAACGAAAAUGGCUGGGACAACCCAACACCAGGGAAGCUCUCACCAAGCAUGCGUUAUCCACUUGGCCUGAGCUCCGAGCGAACUCAAACUGUCAAGUACCAAAUUAAAAAGUACGGCCUUCACGAAUCCGCUUAUCUCGGCUUCUUGACCUUCAACGGCUACCACUGCGGCGAGGAUUUCAUCAACAAGGCCCUUGUUGAUGGCCGCAUCAAAUUGGACAUUGUUGACACUCAAUACGUUUACGCGUUCAAUUCUACGACCAGUUACGAGACGCUCAAGGAAUCAUCGCUGACUGGGCGAUAUGUCGAUCGAAGAACUUACCAAUUUGUCGCUCGACCUCGGCCAGAUGAUUUCUCUGGAAACAAGUGGGGAGUCGGGAACAACAAAUGGGUCGACACUCUCAGUGUCACUUUCAACGGUCUUGACAAAGUCGAGUGGGGCGAGCGCAGCAUGACCAAUUGUCUUCAAAAAGUGAAGCUCGGAUUCACGUCCGAUGAAGACUUCACUGGACGAGCAUACUACGAUGGCGAGGAUUUCACCCCCUGCAUCUUUCCUUCUGAUAACGUUGUGACGACAACGACCCCACAAGGGCCAACGACGACGACGACUCCUCAAGGACCAACGACGACUACUCCACAGGGACCAACGACGACAACGACUCCACAGGGGCCGACGACAACAACAACUCCAGGUGAAUUCACUCACAAUGGCGAUGGAACUGGUGGCAACGCUCCACAAUACCGAGCUUAUGUUGCAGUCAAUGGCGAGGAGAACGUUGCUGCCAUUGGACACGGCCCUCAUGCUGCUGAUGGCCAACUUCUUUCAAACGGCGGAUAUGUCGCGACCGGUAUCUCCAGCGCAACAGAGGGCGGUCAAGUUGGAAUCGGCUGGGUCGCUCGGGUCGAUCCCUGCCCGAACCCAGACAGUUACGAAAACACGCUGGGAACCAUGCUCACUGGAGCUGGAUCAAACUGCGCGACGAAAUUCAAGUGGGCUUGGAAGCAGGCUAGCGGUGGAAAACAUACUCAUAUGGUCUCGGUCAAAGAAAGUCCCGAUGGAACAUAUGUUCUUGCCGCUGGAUUGAGAAAGUCGAGCAGUAAUGAAUACAACGGCUACGUGGUAAAACUUGACGUCGAAACCGGAAACCUCAUCUGGGACUUCGACUUCACUUCUGGCUCCGGCGUUCGAUCGGGGUUCGAGACGAUUCAUUUCACAUCUGACGGAGGCUUUAUCGUUGGCGGCUUCUCUCAUCGGGAAUGGGAAGAGCAUCCUUAUUUCAAAUCAGGAGGACAGGUUGACAAUGGUCGCCCAGUUUUGCAUAAAUUCAGCGCUGAAAUUGCGAAUGCUGCUACUGUUUCUGAUCCAAUGCCGGAAUGGACUUAUAGAUGUGGCGCUGUGGGAACGACCUGUGAUCUUAACGAUGGAUCGAUGAAAAAUGCACGGGUGUAUUUUGACGAUGGGGUUGAAAAAAUCGUUGCUCUUCCUGUCUGGCGAACGAUCUUCAUCAUUAUCAAUGCUCAGACUGGGGAAGAGCUGAUCUACUCUGGCGAUGCAAUCAACUCCGGCUUCACAGAUGAUGGAAUCGCGAAUGAUGUCGAAGUCGAAUUCGACGAUUCCGGCGCUGUGAUGGGUUUCGUCACUACAGGCUUUCGAAUAACAACUGUUUCAACUGAUAACGGGAUGCCGUGUUCUCAUGCAGAGGACGGAAAAUGCGGCGUCUUCCAUGGCUUCUUUGCGAAAUACAGCAAGAGUCUUGACCAGCGACUUUGGAGAACCACUUUCAAUACUGGCGAUUGGCCCGGAGGAGCUGGGCAGUUCAAGGACCUCGAAGCAAGUGCUUACAAAUCGUUGGUUUACACCGAGUGCUGGGGCAUGACAAAAGUCACAGGUCCAACUGGCCAUGUCGGAUACGCUGCAGCUUGCGGCUCGGGAAUCGAAGGUUGCGACAUUCACGGAGAAAUUCCCUGCGAAAACGAUCCAAGAACCACUUGGCGAGGAGCUGUUCCGAGAAUUGACCGAGAGGGAAAUCUCGUCUGGUACCGGCUUGAUUCUUUCCGUGGCCUUUUUGACGAUGGCGAGACGGUAACAGAUGAUGUUUCGGAAUCUGCUUCGGAGUACAUUUUCGAGGACAAAUUCGGAAGGAUCGUCUCAGUUACCGAUGAAGGAAUGGGCGGAGUUGGGUUUUUAACCUACGAAUGCGAAGAUGGAAUCACUUCUUACAAUGGAUACGUUGCGAAAAUCAACAUCAACACUGGCGCUACGAUCUGGGACUUCGACUACAAAACGAAUUCUGGAACUCGAUCUGGCUUCGAAACAGUCCACUUCACUUCGGAUGGCGGUUUCAUCGUUGGAGGUUUCACACAUCGAGUCGACGUUGAAAUGCCUGGCUUCAAAUCGGGCGGACAAGUCGACCAAGGACGACCUGUCAUGCACAAGUUCAGCGCUCAAACCGCCAAUUCUGCUUCGGUCUCGAAUCCAACGCCAGUCUGGACCUACAGCUGCGCCUCUGGCUCCAACAGCUGUCAGCUUGACGACGGUUCGGUCAAGAACAUGCGAGUCUACAUGGACAAUGGGGUCGAAAAAGUCGUUGGUCUUCCCACAAGCCGAACAGUCUUCAUCAACUUGAACGCCAACAACGGUAACGAGCUCAUCUACUCCGGCGACGGAAUCAACAGUGGACACAUUGGCGACGGAACCGCCAAUGACGUCGAGGUUGAAUAUGACGAUGCUGGUAAUGUGAUUGGUUUCGUCACUACUGGCUUGAGAGUCACGAAGAUCCAGAGCGACAAUGGCGUCGGCUGCGGAGCUCAAGAAGACGGAUGCUCGGUGAUCAAGGGUGUUUUUACGAAGUACAACAAAGCACUUACUCAGCGAGUGUGGCGACAAGCGUUUAACACUGGAGAAUGGCCAGGAGGAGCUGGACAAUUUUCUUCUGUCUCCGCGACUCCGUACAAGUCCCUUGUCUACACAGAAUGCUGGGGCUUGACAAAAGUGAUGAACAACGGUGUCCAUGUCGGCUAUGCUGCAGCUUGUGGUUCUGGUGUCGAGCCUGGCUGCGAUAUCCACACCGGGGCGAUCAAAACUGCUUGCCAAAACGAUGUCAGAAAAGCCUGGCGAGGGGCCGUCACUAGAAUCGAUCGCGCAGGAAACUUGGUCUGGUACCGACUGGAUUCGUGGUUCUGGUCAGCAAAUGAGAGAGGAGAAUCAGCUUCGGAGUACAUCUUCCAAGAUGCCAGCGAUAGAAUCGUCUCUGUAACAGAUGAAGGAUUCGGUGGUUUUGGAUUCCUGACUUAUGAUUCCUCAUAA